Messenger RNA from Callorhinus ursinus (northern fur seal), 1443 nucleotides. The record is from RefSeq and is a predicted model, not a curated record. Lineage: Eukaryota; Metazoa; Chordata; Mammalia; Carnivora; Otariidae.
GGAAUCUCUGAAGGGGCGGGCGCGUGUGCCGCCGUCGAAGAGUCGGAUGCUGGGAAUGACCGCCGACCGCGGGGGCCUCCCAGCCUGCGCUGUUGACGUCCCGGGCCCGACGGGCCUUCGGUGCUGGGGGCGCUGUUCCCUGCGUCGUAGAAGGGUUAGCAGCAUCCCGGGCCUCUGCCCGCUAGAUGCCAGUAGUCCUAAAACUAAGGGGACAGCAGGAGGGCCUCCAGGCAUUGCCCCGAGCCCCGUGAGGGAUGAAAUCGCCCCAGGCUGAGAAACCUUGUGCACGACAGCGGCUCCGGUAGCCAUAUCCAAAGCAGCAGGAACGUGGGUGUAACCUGAACGUCCUGUCGUAGCGCAGCAGGUGCUGAGCUGGUAUUACCCAACCGUGAAGGACGCUGCCCUUGAUCAAGGGAUGCCUGGAGAGAAUGAGAAACAGCCGGGACAGGCUCCUGAACAGAUACCGCCAGGCUGGAGGCAGUAUGCCAAGGAGAUCUCAGAACACCCUUCUGGUGCAGGAGGUGAUGGAAGAAGAGUGGAGUGCUUUGCAGUCUGUGGACAGCUGUCCAGAGGUCUUGACCCAGUUGGAGGAGCUGUUGGACGUGGCUGAGCUCGAGGAAAUCCAGCAGGAGAUGGCUGACCAAGAGUGGUGCAUCCUCAGGGAGUAUGAGAAGAGCCUGCAGUUCGAUGAGAAGUGUCUCAGUGUCAUGCUGGCCGAGUGGGAGGCAAACCCCCUCAUCUGUCCUGUGUGCACAAAGUCCAACGUGAGUGUGUCCGGCGGUGUGGUCACGUGUCCGUGUGGCCUGUACCUCCCCUCGCACGUGAGUGUCCCCCCUUCCCACGUGUGUCUGCUUGCUGGAGGCCCCUUCGCUGGCGCCGCCGAGUGUUUCACAGUCGCUCCCAGCGGCUGGUGCUCCAGGUCCUGGUUCAGGCGGGGCCGUGUGGCCGGAGUGCGGUCCGCGGUCCCGGCUCACGGCUGGGAGGGGCGCACGGAGCCUGGUGCAGACUCAGGGUUUGCCCUCUCCGUGUAGCUCAACGGCUUUUUUUUUUUUUAAACAACUCCCGUUUGAGUAUUUCCUGACCGUUGCAUUCCUUAUUGUUGAAAAAGAGGAAAGCCUUGUUCUCAUUCCCUGUCGGGUUACCGACGUGUAUGACAGCGCGGUUCAGGUAGCGCAGGCGGCCCCGUGCCCUCCUGGUGCGGCUCACGCGGGAGCAGGGGCCCACCAAGGUCAAGGGUUAGCGUGGUCGGCGGCGCACGGAGCCCGGCCAUCCCCGCGAGCCGGCCUUGGGGAAUCGGGAUCUUCAAGCUGUUGACUCGGAGGUGACCGGGGUCAGGCUGUAGCUUAACUUUAUUUGCUAGUCUCCAGAGUUGACGGUGCAAAAGCUUCGAGCCUGUUUGGAGGACCGCGUGAGUGAGCACAGCGCACACUGCCCGCACACACC